UUUGUUUGGGCUUGUAGUGUUUAUUCAAAGCUCGCUGAGGCAUUGGGUUUUCGCUAUGCCCCCGAUCUCCACUUAAAACCGUAGCUUGUCGCUCCUCAAUCCUCACCGAUCUCCACCGUCUCAAUAUCUUUGGAAUCGCAAAACCCCCCCAUUUUAUCAACUAUGAAACUUAAACACGUCCAUCUUAGGACCCUCCUUUCCUUUUCACCUUCUCCUCCUUCUCCAUCUCUAUAUUCAUUCUCAAUCUUCAUUUCUCAUUUCUCCACUUCCCAUAACCAGCCUUUACAUUCCUAUUCUUUGUCGUGGCGCCAUGAGGAGGUUUCACGGCACGUAAAGGUUUCGGUUUGGUGGGAUUUUGAGAACUGCAAUCCUCCUGUAGGUUUCAAUGUGUAUAAGAUUGCUCAUAUGAUCACUUCCGCUGUCAGGGCCAAUGGAAUUAAGGGUCCUGUUCAGAUAACUGCUUUUGGAGAUAUUUUGCAACUCUCUAGAACAAACCAGGAGGCGCUUUCUUCUACCGGGGUUAAUCUUGCUCACGUUCCCCAGGGUGGAAAAAACAGUGCUGAUAGAUCACUUCUGGUUGAUCUUUUGUAUUGGGUUUCUCAAAAUCCUCCUCCAGCCCAUCUUUUUUUAAUCUCUGGUGACAGGGACUUUGCCAGCGUAUUGCAUAGAUUACGGAUGAGCAACUACAAUAUUCUGCUUGCUACAUCAGAUUCAGCUCCUAGUGUUCUUUGCGGUGCUGCCAGUAUCAUGUGGAAUUGGAAUGCACUGCUCAAAGGAGAGAACCUGACUGGAAAGCACUAUAACCAUCCUCCUGAUGGUCCUUAUGGUUCUUGGUAUGGCCAUUGCAAGGGGCCUCUUGAUGAUCCAUUUUUAGUUGAACAACCAGCAUGUACACAAACUGAAGAAUUUUCUGAGAGUUGUUCAGAUUCUGUGCCUCGAACAGUUCCAAAGGCAGUCAUAAAGCAUAUACGACAGAUUUUGAACUCAUACCCAAAUGGAAUUUCUAUAAUGGACCUUCGUUCUGAGCUGAAGAAAAGUAAUGUUAGCCUUGAUAAAAACUUCUAUGGGUAUAAAAAGUUCUCCUGCUUUCUUUCGUCCAUGCCACACAUUUUGAGGCUUCAGUCAGAACGUGAUGGUAAUUAUCUUAUACAUGGAAUUUUCCCGAAAGCUGGUGAACCAUCUAAGACUAGUCCUUGUUUAUCUACCAGACCUGUCUGUAGAACUGGAGAUGAGCUCACUGUUUCUUCUAGGUCGAGUGGUGAUGGCAGGAGAGUAGAUAGUGGUUUAAAUGAAAAGUCCAGGUUGCAUCAUUUCCCUGAGGUUAAUUCGGAAGUUGCUCCUGGAAAGAUACAACAAACCCCUUCAGCAAAUGGUAAUCUUGUUAAAGUAAAUGCAGAGAAGCCACAGGAGGAAGUCCAACAGCCCCUUCCAGUUGAUCAGAAGACUACUGAAGCAUCUAAUGAUCAGGUACCUGAGAGUCUUCAUAAUCAUGUACUGGAACAAGAUUCUGCAUCUAAAGGUAGCUUCAUAAGGAAGGUUUGGCAAAGAUGGUUUGGUGGUAGUGAUUACACACGUGCAGGAAAAGAUCAUGACAAUCUUGCGGGAAAAGAUUAUCACCUUCCAGGAAAGCCUGGUGAUUCUGCAGAUAUCACUGAGAAACAAAAUAACAAUCCUCUGAAAAAAUGCAUUGAGGUCAGCUCUGAUAGGGAAGGAAUGAAGGUAGAAUGUGAGGAGAAGUCACAUGUAGUUCCAUAUUCCUUAACCAUUUCUUCAUCAAGUAAUGACUCGACUUUUGACACUAAAGCAACUGAUGAAGCAAGUGAAAAUCCCUCCGGGAAGAGGGCAGGUUUAUUUAACUGGAUUGCCAGCCGGUGUAAGUUUUGGAGAAGUAGCAAAGACUCUGGGGUAUCAAGUGAUCAAUCCUAUGAAAAGCUAAACCAAACAAACACGAACAUUUUAAAGCAUGAGGUUUUUAAACAAGGAUCCUUCUGGGAAGACAUGGAAAUCUUAAUAGACUCAAUUAGGGGAUCACUUUUUGUCACACAGUCUAGGACCAGGGAAGAGAUGGCUGAAAAUCUGCUGAAGGAAGGGCCAUUUGUUCUUAGAUCUCUCAGUAAUACCGAUCUUCUUCAUUUGGUCGAUUUGUUAAUAUCUGAUAAGAAAUGGAUAGAAGAAUGCCCCUCCCAAGCAUCACCUUUCAAGAUCACUAAGGCUGCUGGGAAGAGUCCCAGUUUGGGUCAUUCUCAUGCUUCAAAUGGGUUGAGAUCGAUCUUUAUGCGCACUCCAUCGCAGGCAAACUUGCAGACAGAACAUGAAGGAGAGAAAAAGUUGCAGAAUAUUCCUCAUUCUGGGGUUUCAUCUACCAUCCUUGAUAAGAACUCUUCAGAUCGUUCUAGAUUUCAAGUAUUGUCCGACUGUCAAAAUCUUGUGAAAGAUAUACUAAAGGAACACCCUGAAGGACAUAAUGUGGCCAACUUCAGAAAACUGUUCCUUGAGAGGUACGGUUAUCCUCUUGAUAUACAAAGGCUUGGUUGCAAAAAGUUAGUAUCUGUGCUAAAGAACGUGCCUGGAAUUAAAAUAGAGUCCACCUACAUACUUCCUGCAAACAUUCAAGAAAAUGCCAGCCAUGCAUUAGGUGAAUUGCCUGAUGAUGCAACAACAAAAGGUGAUGCUUUAGACACAACAUGGGAUGAACUAGGACCUGUGUCCAACACGACUUCAACCAGAAACGAAUCGCAAUCAGGAUUAGGGAGCAAAAGAAUGGGCACAAAGGCAACAUAUCCCGACUGUCCUCUCUCAGAUGAUGAAUUUUCUGAUUCCGAAAGGGAAAUCUCCAGUGCAGAGCGAUCUGGGCUACAACAGAAGCCUGGAGUAGAUGAGGAAGACAGCUCUUUGCUGCAAAUCCUUGAUUCAUGGUACAGUAGUAAGGAAGGUAAGGAUAAAACAGAUAAUUCAGAGAACUCUGAGGGUUUGGUCGAUUGUUCUGAAUAUGAUGUCAAGCCGUCUGGUGCUGCUGGAGAAAGCACGAAGACCGGAAAAUGUUUGGAGGGCUAUGGAAAGAAGCAAAGGAUGCAAAAGAAGUAUUCUUUUGUUGCAGACCCAGUGGGGAAUGACAGAGAUAAGUUGAUUAAUGUAAUGUUAGGUAGUUUGAAAAAAAUAAGUGAGUCGAGAAUGAAGGCGUGAAUGGUUAUGGCUGGUUUUGACGGUAUCAAUCUUCAUGUAUUUUGCUAUUAUUUCUUACUUGUGUUAGCUUUCAUACUACAUUCUAGCUAUAGUGGAAAUUUUUGGGCCUACAA
Gossypium raimondii (Peruvian cotton) is the source of this 3296-nucleotide messenger RNA. RefSeq lists its product as uncharacterized. Gene Ontology annotation, biological process: regulation of gene expression. Lineage: Eukaryota; Viridiplantae; Streptophyta; Magnoliopsida; Malvales; Malvaceae. Gene Ontology annotation, cellular component: peroxisome. The record is from RefSeq and is a predicted model, not a curated record. The transcript is spliced from 3 exons. Gene Ontology annotation, molecular function: RNA nuclease activity. The coding region runs from base 163 to 3183 and encodes 1006 amino acids.